AUGGAAUCUGCCCAGCUGCCUACCAAUGGAGUUGACCGACUGCAUCCGACGGACCUACCACGGUACGUAGAGACCCUCCAAGAUGUCCCGGUGUGGCGCAUGUCCUACCUCUUCCUGCCGUGGGACUGGGACCGGGACGGGGACGUGGACUGGCACUGGCACUGGCACUGGAAGAGGAAGAGGAAGAAUAAAACCAAUCCAGCUGGCCGCACGAUCCCCGAGAAUCCCGUCACUAUCUCCAGUCCAGUAAGAAGAGGCAUUUCAUCGAUCUUCAUUCCCAGCUGCGGUGCUUGCUCCGUGAUAUGCUUCUGUCUAUCGCCGGCAUAUGCGAAGUACGUUCUUGGGAGGAAUCCCAACUUGUUGAAACUCGGGUUCCUGAGCAUACGCACCACACACGCUCACAGCCUCGUCUCGGCGUCUCCAUACCGCCGCUCAGGAACUCGCUGCACAAUUGUUGUCCUGCAUGGGCAUUCCCGCGCAAGCAAUUAUUCUUGGAACGGAAAUGCCGUAGCUGGUGCAUAG
This is a messenger RNA of Drepanopeziza brunnea f. sp. 'multigermtubi' MB_m1, 522 nucleotides long. NCBI's taxonomy places the organism in Eukaryota, Fungi, Ascomycota, Leotiomycetes, Helotiales, Drepanopezizaceae. The record is from RefSeq and is a predicted model, not a curated record.